UCCUGCGUGUGCGCCUGCGGCUGCACGCUGCACCCUGGACGAGCUGCGAGCUUGGGUUGCGCAUGCAGGCACCCUGUCGGCUAGGCCAGGCCGUUGGCACCAGCCAAGACGCUGAGGCCGUCCAGCAGUGCGAUGGCAUCGGCAGCUGGCAACGACACACACACACACACACACACACACACACACACACACACACACACACACAUACACACACACGCCCUCGCCGGACGCGGCCUCCGACAGGGGAGACCCUGAUCAACGCUCCUCUUUGCCCCUCUCCCAUCUUCCCGAUCCCCCCACAUCCCGCCCACCAUGGUCCGUCUCUCGCUGCUCCUCGUGCUCUCCCUCUCGCUCGGCGCGCUCGGCGCCAAGACGGGCGCCAAGGGCAGCACCAAGGCCGCCGCCAAGAAGGCCGACGACGGCCGCUGUUCGGCGUCGAAGCUCUGCCCCAAGACGGCGCCGUGCUGCAGCAGCGCCGGCUACUGCGGCAGCGGCGCCGAGCACUGUCUCGCCGGCUGCAAUCCCACGUCGUCCUUCUCGCCCCUCUCGUGCAGGGCGCUGCCGCGCUGCAAUGCCCGCGCCAUCGACUUCACCAACAGCCGCAACCCCACCGUGCCGCUCGCGCAGUACAAUGGCGACCCCAGCACCGCCCAGAUGACGCUCGACAGCGGCGUGCUGCGCACCGGCGCACAGGGCCUCUAUGCCACCGUCGGCCAGAGCGGCGAGGCAGCGGCGGGCGCGACGAUCAGCACCACGGACUACAUCAUGUAUGGCCGAGUGACGGCGACGAUGCGCCACAAGAACGACAAGGGCGUCGUCGGCACCUUCAUCUUCUUCUCGCCCACGGGCGACGAGAUUGACUUUGAGAUUACGGCGGGCAAGGCGCGGCAGGUGCAGCUCAACAUGUUCUGGCAGGGCCAGUCGCUGCACGGCGCCGACGGCAACAGCCAGAUCAUCACGAUGCCCCAAGGCUUCGACACGGCCGACUGGCACGCCUACACGCUCGACUGGAACGCGCAGCGCAUCGUGUACAGCAUCGAUGGGCAGGCGGUAAAGACGAUCUACAGGAAGGACUUCAAGGACGAUAAGGGCCGCUUCCAGUACCCCGCCACACCCAUGCGCGCCCAGGUCAGCGUCUGGGACUCGAGCAGGAUGGCAAAGGGCACGCAGAAGUGGACCGGCGGCAAGCCGGACUACGCCAAUGCGGAUCAGUACGGCACGUUCACGACGCAGCUCAAGUCGCUCACCAUCGAAUGCAACGACCCGAGCUCCCUCUCCGCGGGCCGCAACUACGGCUUCUCCAAGAAGCUCGACGCCAAGUCGGGCGAGCCGGCCGUCAUCGGCACCGACCGCGCCUCGACCGUCUAAAGGUGUCAUCCCUGCCCUCGAACUGCAUUCGCUGCGACCUCCGCCAAACCCCCCACCCUCACACUCUUUUGCCAUCCCUCCUCUCGCCCUCGUGCCCGCCUCCCCCCCGCUAACUGCUCGCUUGCUUUGCACUUGCUCCUUUUCCCCUCCUAGUCACCGGCUCUACCAUUUCCCUCCCAGCGAGCCUGCCCACCGCGCCGCACUUUCUCCGCUCUUCUUGCCU
This is a messenger RNA of Tilletiopsis washingtonensis, 1591 nucleotides long. RefSeq names its product concanavalin A-like lectin/glucanase. Bases 313 to 1368 code for a protein of 351 amino acids. Gene Ontology annotation, biological process: carbohydrate metabolic process; fungal-type cell wall organization. Gene Ontology annotation, cellular component: fungal-type cell wall. Gene Ontology annotation, molecular function: glycosyltransferase activity; hydrolase activity, hydrolyzing O-glycosyl compounds; chitin binding. The record is from RefSeq and is a predicted model, not a curated record. The transcript is spliced from 3 exons. NCBI's taxonomy places the organism in Eukaryota, Fungi, Basidiomycota, Exobasidiomycetes, Entylomatales.